AUGUACAGCUUACCAGUCGAGCUUCUCGAUAGCAUUGCGCAGUAUCUUUCUUACUCUUCUCUCGCUGCUCUUGCUCAAACAUGCUCCGCUCUCUGUCCAGUGGCACAACGCGUCCUCUAUUGUAGUGUAUCGGCUUCCGCCUGGUCGCAAAACUUAUGUGUCAUUGACACUCUUGCGAAGAAACCGCAUGUCGCCCGUUUCGUGCGGUCCUUUUAUAUCGCUAUAGAUUCGCUUGCUCCCGUCUUCCUCGCUUAUUAUCGCCAACUUGCUAAAGCCAUUCUUAAUAUGUCAGAGUUAACCUCUCUUACUCUCCUCGUGGAUUCGAGCGUGAGCUGGGUGUUGAAGGAAGCGUCUAGUCGUAUUCACUUCCCGCACUUGCUUCAGUUCACCUGCUCCUUCUCUUUUGAUGGAAACGUCGCCCGGUUCCUUGAUAGGACGCCGUCACUUCUUGAGCUUGAAGUGGAUUCUAUUCCUACCAUGUUCACGCGCAAUUCCCCACUCCCUUACCUUGCUCCAACUUCUAUUCCCCAACUGCAACAGUUCAUUGGCUCAUCCCGGGCAGCUGAAUUAAUUGUUCCCGGCCGUCCCGUCAGCAGUAUUCAUCUGAACGGCGGGGGUCUUAUGGAGGAUGAUAUUCCUCUACUUGCCCGCUCGACUGUCCCUGUGGUCAUUCUGGGAGCCGUUACAAAUGCACCUCCUGUGCCCUUCUUGGAAACACUGCACAGGCAUGUGCCUCACUUGGUCUAUUUGCGAGUGAUGUCAACCAAGGACAUCUUCAUUGCUCCAACUGCCGAAUUCUAUGAGCAGGUGGCCAGCGUUCUGACGUCCUUCACAGAGCUCAAUGCAUUCGAGCUCUCCGGGAUGCACUGGGGCUCUCAGGUAAAGCAAAAUGACGGCGCAAAGAGGGUUUGGCAAUCAGCGCCCCUUCAAGCCAGGAACCAUUCUGAGGAUGACCUGCUUUUUGGUUCAGAAAUCUUCCUUGCAUAUUGA
This is a messenger RNA of Suillus subalutaceus, 990 nucleotides long. RefSeq lists its product as uncharacterized. The transcript has 2 exons. Gene Ontology annotation, molecular function: protein binding. NCBI's taxonomy places the organism in Eukaryota, Fungi, Basidiomycota, Agaricomycetes, Boletales, Suillaceae. The record is from RefSeq and is a predicted model, not a curated record. The coding region runs from base 1 to 990 and encodes 329 amino acids.